AUGGAGAAUGGUCUUAAAGUCGAGGAUAGACUUGUAGGCGCAUCAAACUUCACUUCGUGGAAGUUUAGAGUUCUUAUUGCACUUGAAGAAAAUGAUCUUCUUCGGUUUGUGAAGGAAAAGGAACUAUCCGAGCCAAAAAAUCGAGAGGAGAAACUUAAAUUCAAGAAGAAUGCCAUAAAAGCGAAAAAGAUAUUGAUUGACUCCGUGAGAGAUCAUUUAGUGCCUCUCAUUUCUAAGAUGACAACUGCAAGAGACAUGUUCAAGACCUUGGAAGGCCUAUAUGAUAUUAACAACCCAAGUAGGGCUCUUGGAUUGAGGCAACAACUUCACCAAGUCAAGAUGGCAAAAGGAGAAUUUGUCAUGUCAUUCUUCUUGAAGAUCUUUGAACUAAGGGACCGACUAAGCGCUAUUGGAGAUCUAGUGGUUGAUAAAGACCUUGUCAUGUUGGCAUUGAAUGACCUUCCUCAUUCUUGGGAGCCAUUUAUUCAAAGUAUAAGUGGGAGAUCCAAAUUGCCUAAGUUUGAUCAUCUUCAUGUGGAUUGCAUUCAAGAAGAAUCUAGAUUGGUUGCCAAGGGAAUUGCCAAAGGUUCUUGCCACUCAAUCCACCAAGAAAGGAAGAAAUUGGAAGAAGGGAAACUUCAAGAGGAAUAA
Cryptomeria japonica (Japanese cedar) is the source of this 651-nucleotide messenger RNA. RefSeq lists its product as uncharacterized. The record is from RefSeq and is a predicted model, not a curated record. The transcript has a single exon. Lineage: Eukaryota; Viridiplantae; Streptophyta; Pinopsida; Cupressales; Cupressaceae. Bases 1 to 651 code for a protein of 216 amino acids.